Wasmannia auropunctata (little fire ant) is the source of this 548-nucleotide messenger RNA. It is a transcript of the gene Arl5, whose product is annotated as ADP-ribosylation factor-like protein 5B. Gene Ontology annotation, molecular function: GTP binding; GTPase activity. The transcript has a single exon. Gene Ontology annotation, biological process: protein localization to Golgi membrane; vesicle-mediated transport; intracellular protein transport. Bases 63 to 524 code for a protein of 153 amino acids. NCBI's taxonomy places the organism in Eukaryota, Metazoa, Arthropoda, Insecta, Hymenoptera, Formicidae. Gene Ontology annotation, cellular component: trans-Golgi network; cytoplasm. The record is from RefSeq and is a predicted model, not a curated record.
UUUUGUGGGUCUAGGUCUUCGACAAGUGUCUCAGCUGUGAUGAUUAGUGUUUCAAUAAAAGUAUGUUGCUUUCAGAGCAUAAAAUAGUUAUGGUUGGUUUGGACAACGCCGGGAAGACAACGAUAUUGUAUCAGUUCCUGAUGAAUGAGGUUGUCCACACGUCUCCGACCAUCGGAUCCAACGUUGAGGAAGUCGUUUGGAAGAACAUUCAUUUUAUCAUGUGGGAUCUGGGUGGUCAACAGAGUCUAAGGGCCGCCUGGUCCACCUACUACACGAACACCGAGUUUAUCAUUAUGGUGAUAGACAGCACCGACCGGGAGCGGCUCGGCAUGAUUAGGGAGGAGCUCUAUUCGAUGCUGAACCACGAGGAGUUGAGCAAGGCCAACGUUCUGGUUUACGCCAACAAGCAAGACUUAAAGGGCAGCAUGACCGCGGCUGAGAUUUCAAGGCAGUUGGAUCUGACGUCUAUCAAAAAGCACCAGUGGCAUAUACAGAGCUGUUGCGCCCUCACGGGAGAGGGGUAAGUCGGCCUUCUUGCGCGAUUGUGC